Messenger RNA from Cuscuta europaea, 1184 nucleotides. NCBI's taxonomy places the organism in Eukaryota, Viridiplantae, Streptophyta, Magnoliopsida, Solanales, Convolvulaceae. The record is from the annotation of a GenBank genome assembly.
GGAAUUUUUGUUAAUGGGGUUGUUCAAAAUUUUCCCUUUCUUUUUUUUUCCGCCUCACUGUUCCAAGCUCUACCUUCACCCUCCAAAUUCUGGAGUAUCAAAAUUACGCAUCCAAAUUCGGUAUUUCCAUUAUAAUUUAUGCAUACCAAUCUCUCCGAGGUACGCAAAUCGCAGGUUCUGUGCGUCUGUCGGACUUGGCUUUCGACUCAUUCUUUGCUGGCUUUCACAUGGAUCCGCCAAGUUCUUGGGACUCCUUGCGAAAGCAGGCAAGGAAGCUUGAAGCUCAGCUUGAUGAGCAAAUGCAUGUAUAUCGUAAAUUAGUCAGUACAAAAGUUGAGAAUGCUGCAGACAAUGAUCUUGAAAGUGGGAUAGAACAGUUACUGAAACAGCUCCAACAAGUCAACUCUCACAUGCAUUCUUGGGUCUCAUCUGGAGGAUCUGAAUUUUUUUCACACACAUUGACUCGCCAUCAAGAAAUCUUUCAGGAUCUUACUCAGGAAUUUAAUCGUCUCCGUUCGAGCUAUAGAGCUAAAAAGGAGCAUGCCUCAUUGCUCGAUGAUUUUAGGGAGUUUGAUCGCACUAGAUUGGAUCUGGAAGAUGACAACAAUGGUUCUUAUGAGCAAGCACUCCUUAAUGAGCGUGCUUCCCUACACAGGAACACAGGGCAGAUGGAUGGUGUGAUUUCUCAAGCACAAGAAACUAUAAAGGCACUUGUGUAUCAACGGUCAACAUUUGGUGGCAUUAAUUCAAAGCUUAGCAAUGUCAGCAGUCGGCUUCCAACAGUUAAUCACAUUAUUUCAGCAAUAAAAAAGAGAAAGUCAAUGGAUACCAUCAUUCUUUCGUUAGUUGCCUCAGUGUGCGUGUUUCUCAUCUUGGUUUAUUGGUUGACAAAAUGAAAAGGUAUUGCAUUUUUCUCCACGCUGCCAUCCAUCUCUGAUCAUGACUUUACUCCAUAUUCUUUUGUAUAUUACCACAAAGGCACAAGUUAAUAAUUUUUGCUUUUUUGACACGAAUGGAAUCUUGAAUUGAUUUGUAUCUACACAGUUAAUUGGUGAAGAAUCAGCUCCAGUUUAGGCUUAUUGUCGAGUCCCCCCCCCAAUUCCACAAGAUUUGCAUUUCCCGAAGAUAAACCACAAGUUUUUGUAUACCAUAAUUUGUUUAUUUGAUUCUAUACUGCUUGAUCA